GGACGACGAACGACGAUGACGAAGCAGCGGCGGGAGAACGGUCUCUAUAAAAGCCGCGCGUACCACGCCUGCGAGGUCAUACGUUGCAGUCAAAACCUUGUGAAACAGUCGCAGCUCUUCUACGAGAACGUUACGCGAGUGUUGCACGAGUUUGCGUCACCAAUUGCGAGAAAGCGGAAGGAAAGAGACCGGCGAGAAGUGAUUCGAGUGACCGGCGAGAGUUCAGCUGCGUGGUCGAUAACAGCGCUGAAAAUUCGUCCAACGGACGUUACCGAGCCCAUUAAAAUUCCCACGUUCAGUGAGGUGUGCAAGGGAGGCGCAUUGAGGAUUAAAUCGCCAAACGAGGAGGCAGAGAUACUGACCGAUAUGACUCGUUGCCAGGAACCACAGUCCUAUCACGCACAGACCACGAUGAACGACAGUGGGAAAUCAUCGUGGGGCAAGGAGUCUCGCUACUACGGGAGCACCGUCACCUGCGGCAUGCUGCCGACUCUACGAGAGCUCGCCUCCAGAGGAUGCAAUAGCCGGGGUAGCGUUUGCCUGGUGCCCGUCGACGUCGAGAUGGACGCGGCCAGUCACCUUCAGAUGACACUGCUCGAGGCUUAUUGCCGGGAGAUCGGAAUCGAGGUGCUGAGCGUGUCCAAGGAGACGAUACGACUCCACCUGUGUCCAGGAAGCACAGACCUGUCGUGCGUCCUGAUAAGCAGCGAUAAUUCAUAUUUUCCAAAGCCAAAGUGAGACUCGGAGACUCGUCCUUAAAAGCUGAAACUAAAGGACCGAAUUACACAUUGCGGUCUUUCAUGACCUAAAGCGUUUUGCUGUGGAUCCUGCGCCGGAGAGAGUCUUCACGCAAUGGAUGAGGGGAGGGCGGGGGAGUUUUGUCUCUGCAAGCAACGUGUCCUGUGUGUCUCACCAGCGAGGCGGCUGAUAAUGGACAUUUGUAUUGAAAUAUAUACAUAUAAGCGAGAUAUAGUCAGUCGAUCUCGCUAAGAGCUAAGCUCUAUCGAUCUAUCUGUUAAAUUUUAGCUGUUUGAAAAGCACUUUCUUUCCUUUAAUAUUUUCUCGUUCUCUAUUUUUCUUUGACAUAAGAGUACUUAUGUCGAAGGAAAAGGAGAACGGAAAAAAAAAUAAUUUUACUUGAAUGCCGAAAGUGUAAAACGAAGCAGCUGAGGAAAGCAGAUCUGUUAUUGUUAGAACAAGAA
Molecule: messenger RNA, 1202 nt
Organism: Solenopsis invicta (red fire ant)
Lineage: Eukaryota; Metazoa; Arthropoda; Insecta; Hymenoptera; Formicidae
Exons: 2
Coding region: 16-738 (240 amino acids)
Source: RefSeq, a predicted model, not a curated record